GGCGCGUGCCGGCAACGUGCCGGGGCUGAGGCUGCGACGGAGAGAUGGAGCCCGACGGCGCGACACCAAAUCAGAUGCAAACUGAAUCUUUGUAUUCAUGUCCCAACACUGUGUCACCGGUGCCAUUAAAUAGUCUGACCAGUGCUCCAAGGUUUGGAACAGUUACUCCAAAUCGCGUCUUUGUAGGAGGAAUUGAUUUUAAGACUAAUGAAAAUGAUCUGAGGAAGUUUUUUGCUCAAUAUGGCAGUGUGAAAGAAGUGAAGAUAGUAAAUGACAGAGCUGGAGUAUCAAAGGGGUAUGGCUUCAUUACUUUUGAAACCCAAGAAGAUGCACAGAAGAUUUUACAAGAGGCUAAAAAACUUAAUUAUAGAGAUAAGAAAUUGAAUAUUGGUCCAGCAAUCAGAAAACAACAAAUACGGAGUCCUCGUUCUACUAUAAUACCAGAAGCUGCUACAAUGUACUUAACUACAUCAAGUGGAUAUCCUUACAUAUACCAUAAUGGAGUGGCUUAUUUUCAUACAUCUGAAGUUGCUUCUGUUCAGCAACCAUGGCCAUCGCGCUCUGUUUCCACUUCACCUGUGAUGGUGGCUCAACCAGUUUAUCAGUCUCCUACGUACCAUUAUCAGGCACCAGCACAGUGUGUUCCAAGUCAGUGGCAGUGGUCUGUUCCACAGUCUUCUGUCUCUUCACCUUCAUUCUUGUAUGUGCAACCAUCCGAAGUCAUUUAUCAGCCAAUAGGGAUUACCCAGGAAGGCGGAUGUGUACCUCCACCUCUCCUUGUGGAAGCUGCAGCUCCAGAGGUGUAUUCUGAUCAUGGAGUUCAAGCACCACAUCACCAGCCAGUUGCCCAGAAUGCCAUAGCCAUGCCCGCACCUACACUAUGGAGCAUUCAGUAUUAAGCCAUUUGGACAGCUCUGAUCUACCUGCACUGAUUUUCUUGUCCAGUCCUUCCUGUGUGGCUGAGAUCCAUCAUCAACAUAGCAGCUCGCAGCUGCCUGCUGUGGAACUUGCGGAACUGAGGUUGCAUUCUGUGAGAAGAAAUUUUUCACAUCCUUCAUCUGAGUCGGAAACCUCAAUACACACGAAGUCCCCAUUUUCAUCCUAGAAAAGCUUGCAGAAUGGAAGAGAAAAUUCCACCUUCUACAGACUGUAAAACAAAUUUUAUUUUCUUUUAGCUAUCUACUUUGCUAACAUACCUAUCACAUGGAGGAUAUGUUGUUCCUAACUCCUAACAUUUACCUGAAAAUGCCAAAGUUAAAUACCACUCUUUUUCAUAAAGUAAUCAAAUGAAAUACUGUCGUUUGGACAGGUAAAAACACAUGAAACCAUGAUUUUAUCCUGCAUUUCUUAGUAAAAAUACUGUUACAGGACAAAAUGGGGAUUUCUGAUGCACAGCCUACUGUAUAAACUUUGGUUACUAACAUAGAUUGGAAACCAGCAUACUUCUUAUUAAAGGGAAAAUUUUAACAUUUAAUUUCUGGAUUAUAUAAAUUUUAAAGAUACAUUAGUUACAAAGCAAAAGCCAUUUUCCCACAUACUGAGAGCAUUUCUGUGCUGUGGAUUAAAGUCUGGUUAUUUAAAUUUGUGCAUUUUAUUUUAAUUCCAAAAGUUUGUCUAUUUUUUUUUAAUUGGUAUUCUUUACUUUUUUAAGGUAUUUAACUUAUGUAUCAUUUUAGUACUUGGGAAUAAUAACUUUUUAUAAUCAAAUUGGAUUACUAGUUUAUCCUCCUAUGACGCUGACAUUUUGCUCGUGUAUCAUAAGCAAUAAAUUUGGUUUUUGGUAUGUUUUUAGCUGUAGAAAAAAGCAAGAUUUAACUUAUUGCUAUUACAAACACCAUUGAAAACUUCUCCUUGUUUCUUUGACUUUUUUCUGUUGUUUGUGCAGAACUUAGGUACUCCCUGACAAUAUCACAAGAUGAAAUACCACUUCCUCGUCUGCAGGGAGAUAAUUGUCUUUAUUUUGACUUGCUUCUCCUCUCACCUUCUGGAGUUGCAUCUAUUUUAUAAAAGGCCGAUUCCUCAAAGGUUAAAAUACAGCCUCUAGUUAAUAGGAGUGCACUGAGGUCUUUAUGUAAAUAUCCUUCAGCUUUUCAGUUUUAUCUGUUCUGUAGUAAUCUGGGGGGUUUCUUUUUGUGGGGCUUUGUUUUGCUUAGGUUUUUUUAAUUAUUCAGAGAUCUUACAGAGUGGGCGCUGCAGACAGUAAAUAAUCUGUGUGUAAUAUGUAAAUAUAUUUAAAGAUUUAUAGCACUUAGUAGCAUUCUUUCAUAUUGUGCAGGAAGAGAGGUGGACUCUAGUUCUGUUCUUAUGCUGUUUGCAAAUUGUUGUGAAAGGAGAUGCCAUGUACUAUGACUUGGUUGCAAGUUUGUUCAAGUGACUUUCUGCCUUUUGCUAGGUAGAAAAAUCUGCCCAAAUAUAACUUAAUAGCUUCUAUUUUAAAAUACUUGUUACUAUAGCAGCUGUGGGGGAUUGUUUUACCAAUUCAUAUAAAAAAAGAUACACGAUUUGUUGGAUACAUGGGAAUUUCAGCCCAUUCUUGGUGAGGGAAAUACUCAUCUGCUGUAGAUCGUUGUGUUUCUGAGCCAGUCUGUACCACUAAACAUCUGUCCAGUUGUUCUGUUUGAUAUUCAGAUUUUAGAAUUCCUCAAUAUAAAUAUUACAGACAUCUUGGCACAUUGUAACAAUAAUUCAUUUCCAUGGAGGAAUUUUUAUCUAGUAAAUUAUUACACUUUUUAAUGAAGUGCUGUCUCUGAAGGUGCCAAAGAAAGGUUCUUAGAGCCUUAUUUCUUCUAUCAUGAAACAAAUACGCGCUGACCCAGACUUCAGAAGAUUUAAUCCGAAGUCCUUGUAGGAAGGUUCUUUCAGCUAAGGAACUGGCUUGCAAGUGUACAAAUACUGUGCAGUCAUUUACAUGUCAUCAGAUUGUGGCUCUAGUCCAGAUACUCACAGAAUGUAGUUUAUUUUCUAUUGAUAACUACAGAUGUUAAAUUGUUGAUAAUGAGUUGAUCCCAUGGCCUUUGUUUCAGAGAACAUGUACUUUGGUUUUACUUGCAUAUGAACUUGAUCAUUUGGGAAGGAUAUUCAGUGUUAGGCACACAACUAUACCUGCAGCGUUCUGCUUUGGGGCUUCUAACGUCACUGUGGAGGUGCUGUUAGGUUUGUAUCACCAGGUCUUAACAAUGCUUCAUGUUGACUUGAGAGACCUAGAAGACACCAAGACCAAGCUCUGAAUGGUGGCUUUCCUCCAGGAGCCACAGGUCACUGUUGAAAUACUGAGGGCUCUCUGUUGAUAUUGUAGUUCAUUUUUCUUCAGACUGCUUGCCAAGAAUGAUGGCAUAACAUCAAACCAAUAGUAACUGAACCUUUAAGCUUCCAGUGGUUGAAUUCUUCUGCAGGCAAAAUUGAGGCACAAUAACUGACUUCUGGAAUUCCAUUACAGGGAUACACAAAUGGUAUGUGCUGUGAAAGAGCCACAUCAUUUCCUCAGGUAGAGCCUACAAUUGCAUUAUCUUGAUGUUCCAGCAUUCAUUACUUUUUUAUUCUCUUUAACUACACAGUUUUAUUCUCCUGACACUUAAAAUUUCCAUAAUAUGGGGGAUUCUUGUGCUCUUAUGCAAGUCAUUUAGUUAACUGCAGCUGCUAACAUCCUGAUCCCUCACUGAUUUUAGGGGCUGGAGAAGGGUAACAUUCUCUUGGGUCUUCUGCAUUUUCCCAUUGAUAGAUGCAAGGCUUUACACACAUGCUGGGAGGAACACAUCAGAUUAGAACUCUGCCCUGUGGACUUCCAGUAACUAACAGCAAAUAACCAUCUUUGUGCACUGCUUGUUACAUUCAUGUGUUAGCAAACUAGAUCAGUUUUCUGGCUUCCACCCCUUAGAAUUUAGAGACCUGGCUGGUAUUGUUUUCUACAGACCUAGCUGUUACAGUAUUUCUAGCAACCAUUGUCUAUUUCAUGUUAUGUUUAUAGGGCAAAAUGCUAGUGCUAACAUCCUCUAUUAGAUAACUGGAUAAAAACCUGUAGACAAGCAGAAAACUUACUGAAGUUACCUCUCUCUUGUAUUUUGUUUGAUCAAGGACUAAUGUGUUAAAUAGAAUUCUCUAGUUCACUAACAUCUUUGGUUCCUGCUACUUCUAAUCUUAAGCAUCAGAAGUCCAUUCAUCAUCCCUGCAAAUCUAUUUACAUUUUUAAUAUUUAACUGGGAAUUCUUUGUAUUCUGAAAUUAAUUUUUAAAAAUAGCUGAUAGUAAGUCAAUGGCUAAACUGCAUUCCAGUAGUAACUGAGCAGAAACUAGUAGGACACAUGGUUCUCUUGAAGCAUUUUUCUCUGUUUAACAUAGUUCCAAAAUCUGAGUUGUAGGGUUGUAAAUAGUUUUUUAUAGCAAAAGUUACUGUAAAAUAGGUUCGUAAUGUUGGAAGUACUACAGUAGUUUUAAUUCACCUGUAUAAAAGUGUCUUCUGUUUCCUAUUUAAGUAAAAACAAAGUUUAAAUCAGUAUUUUAAGGAUCAGAAAUACAAUGCUAGUGUCUUAAUACAUGUGUGCAAUCCUGUAUGUAACCCUUGUAAGCUGUUAAGCAGAAAAUCCAAAUAGAUAUAUAGAAAGCAGAACAGUAUUACUUCUAACAAUGUUUAAUAAUGUCGCCAAGGUGUAAUGGGAAAGUGUAGGUCUUGUAAGGCCUUCUUAAACUUUUGGAGUCACAAAUAAUUUAAAGAAGUAUUGAAACUAAUUUAAAGGGCCCCAUGUGGUCAUAUUGUACCUCUGUCAGUGGAGCCGGAGUCUGCAUAAAGGGUGUACAUUAAAGGUAAACUGAAUACUGCUCAUAAUACUUCCAGUUGUUUUUAAUCAGAUAAACUAGAACAUCCAAUUUCAUUGUCAAAUGUGUGAUUUUGGUUGAUCAUAUGGCUGUGUUAUUUGACACUAUGUGGCAGAUGCAGGUGAUCUAGGUACUGCAGCUUUGGUAAGUGAGAUACUGGGGAUGUGCAAAUUAGUAAAUUUGUAGAUCUCGUGUAAGAGAAAUGUUAGAAAUCUUAUAAAUCAAAUGCUCUUUAUGUUGAACCUACUUGUAACACAGCAAUAAUAAACAAGUUUCUGUAGUUCAACUUCUAGUAAAGUUCUGGGUUGGUAACUGAAAGUUUUAAUUCACAUUGGUCAGUGUCUACUGUUUGGAUUGUAACUUUGGUUUAUUUAAUUGUAUUGAUGAGUAUGGGUUAGAAAAAUACAAC
This is a messenger RNA of Strigops habroptila (Kakapo), 5217 nucleotides long. RefSeq names its product boule homolog, RNA binding protein (gene BOLL). Gene Ontology annotation, molecular function: RNA binding. The transcript has 12 exons. Bases 45 to 899 code for a protein of 284 amino acids. Lineage: Eukaryota; Metazoa; Chordata; Aves; Psittaciformes; Psittacidae. The record is from RefSeq and is a predicted model, not a curated record.